Megalobrama amblycephala (Wuchang bream) is the source of this 2654-nucleotide messenger RNA. RefSeq names its product secretion regulating guanine nucleotide exchange factor (gene sergef). Gene Ontology annotation, molecular function: ubiquitin protein ligase activity. Lineage: Eukaryota; Metazoa; Chordata; Actinopteri; Cypriniformes; Xenocyprididae. The transcript is spliced from 11 exons. Bases 59 to 1258 code for a protein of 399 amino acids. Gene Ontology annotation, biological process: ubiquitin-dependent protein catabolic process; protein ubiquitination. The record is from RefSeq and is a predicted model, not a curated record.
GGAAACCAGUGACGUUUCAUGAUUAUAUGGUGAUGUCAUCAAUUUGCGCCUAAAUCUGAUGGAAGGAGCUCAGCUGUCAAAAUGUGUACUUUACACGUGGGGAGCCAACAGUUACGGGCAGCUGGGACAGGGACACACGGGAGAUCAAGCCGAGCCGCAGCGUGCAGACGGCGGACUGCAGGCAGAGCAGGUCCGCUGUUUAACCGGAGGAGGCGGUCAUUCGGCUGUCAUCACUGAGUCAGGUGACCUGCUGAUGUGUGGACAGAACCACAAAGGUCAGUUAGGGCUCAGUCACACCUCCGAGGUCAUAACCUUUCAACCCUGCCCUUUGUCUGGGUGUGGAAGAGUUCAGCAGGUGUCCUGUGGUUGGGACUUCUCUAUUAUCCUGACGGGUGACGGUCAGGUCUUGGUGUGCGGCUCCAAUGCUUUUGGACAGCUGGGUGUCUCAGCAAAGAUAUCACACUCUGCAGAGCCUUUACACGUGACGACGCUGAAUGAGCCGGUAACUAGUGUGGCUGCUGGGCUCAGACAUGCAUUAGCAAGUACAGCAUCAGGUUGUGUUUAUCAGUGGGGAACUGGCCUGUCGAGUCACGCUAAGAGAAUGUUGAGUCCCCAACCUGUUCCUGCACAUCUAUCCUCUAAGGAGCCCUGCCUUGUCCCGGGGUUAGAUCAUGUGACCCCACAGAAGGUGGUUGCAGGCUCCACCCACUGCAUUUGUUUGACAGUCAAAGGUGACGUGUUCCUCUGGGGCAGCAAUAAACAUGGUCAGCUGGUCAGCGAGAGUCUCUUCCUGCCACUUCCUGUGGCUUUGGAUCGAUCUCUGCUGCAGGGCGAGAGAGUGACUGACGUUCACAGCGGCUGGACGCACCUUGUCGCAAAGACAGAGAGUGGGCGGGUCUUCACAUGGGGCAGAUCCAAUUACGGACAGCUAGGACAGACCAAUCAGGGUACGGAAAAAGAGCCUGACGUUUCAGCCAACUCUGGCCACACUAUAAGCCGCCCCAUCGAGGUUAAAGCUUUAUUUGGAGCAACACAGAUUGCAUGCGGAUCUGAACACAACUUGGCUGUUGUGGGGGGUCGGAUCUUCUCCUGGGGCUGGAAUGAACACGGAAUGUGUGGAGACGGUUCCCUUUGUGACAUCACGCAACCACGGCCAGUCCCCAGUCUCAGAGACGCUACGGCUCUUCUGAUUGGCUGUGGAGCAGGGCAUUCAAUGGCACUAUGCAGGUUGAAGAGCAACAAGGAUUCUGCAAGCUGAACUGGUUUCAGCGUUUGGCUCUGACACUGUUUGCUUGCGUUACGGUUUUAAUGAAUUAUUCAGAAAGAUCCGUUUAAGCCUUUAAAGAACAGAUUUUAGAUCAAAGUCUCAGAGAUGCAAAUACUACUUACUGAUGCACGCAUUAUGCUUAUGACAUUAGGAAAUGACCUAAAAUAUACAAGAACAAGGCCUAUUUGCAGCUUAAUGCAAAUAUUCAUAGCUUAAAUGAGAGGCCCUCGUCGUUUUUGUUUUUAAAAACGUUUUCUCCUAUUGAAUGCCAAAAUAAGUAAAUCUAUAUGCAUUCACUGAUGUAUAUCGGCUUGUACAUACUGUCCUAGUGCCUUCAAAGCCAUUCAGAAAGACUGAAAUUCAAUAAGGAGAGAAAAAUUCAAUCAGACACUCAUUUUCUAGAUGGGUUUUUGUCAGCACUGAAAUGGUCAUUCACGCUUCCUUUGCUGUGAUCGACGGUCAAGGAUCAUUUCCUCUGACCUUUCACCUCAGGGACAGAGAAAAGCAUUAAAUAACCUUCACUGUAUAUCCAAUGACUGAAACAGAUUUACUGCUCAGAAAUGACCUGUCUGAAAACAAUCAAUCUCCCAGAAUACUCAAUGAUGGAGUGAUAAUCUAGAUUGGGGGGUUGCCUUAAAACAAAGCUUGAAAAACCCACAAAACACAAAAUCUCUGUUUUAGUGCUUUUUAUUAACAUUAUUUAUUUCUCUUUUUUUAAUUGCUUUUUUUCUCUCUUCAGAAAAAGACACAAAAUUGCCUUAACAAUAUGUCAACUCAAACCAUCAAUGAAAACACCACCUGGUUUUAAAUAACUAUCCAUACUAUGCACUGCAAUGUGCUGAAAAACACAAGGAACGUCUCACAAAACAGCACAAACGUUUGAGAUGCCACCUUUUGCCAGUAAGAUAGAUGUUCACUGUGUCCAAAAACUAUUCAGUCUCAAAGACUGUACACCUCUGGAGUUUUAUUUAUAUGUAUAUAUAUAUUUAUUACUCGCUGAUGUUUGUGCUCUGAUGUGGUUGGGUCUUUAACAGUCCAGCAUAUUGUAAGGAAAUAACCCAAUGUUGACAUUCCCGUGAUGCAACUGGCAGUGCGCUAGUUUGGUCCCAAACAACUGGGUAUACUUAACAUUUUCACAACAAUGAAAAAUAAACGUUGAAACAAACUUAACACACAGUAUCGGUUCCUUUCUUAUAUUCCAUCAUAAACCCUGUAUGUUCUUGUUCUCUAUAAAGAGUAGUGUUGUUGUACAGUGCAGGAUUGUCUCUUGUGUUGGUUUUUAUGAAAACCGCCAUAAUAUGUGGCUUCCAAAAUAGCUUGUAUAUUCACAUUGAAUUUUCAAAUGCAAACUAAGCAUUUAUUAAACUUUUUUUUUUUUUUCAUCAAA